AAUAAUCAUCAAUCGUGUGUUCGCGAUCUCCUGCUUUGCACGCCCGUGUUCUCGUCGUUUUUUCGCGUUUCAAAUUCCCGUCGACCGCCUCUCGCCGCGGUCAUACUUAUUAUUCAAGUGUUUUUGCUCAGUGCUCGCCUCCCGUGCCGUGCCGUCGUCAGUUCCGCCGAUCGCCCAGAAGGAAAAAAAACCGGAUUGUAGUUUGUUCAGCCAAAUUCUGAAAGCUGCUUCUGCUGCUGUAAAGUGAUUUUCGCGUGUGGGAAAAGUGCUUCUGCGGAGCCGUGGAAAAUUUGGCAAACCUCUCUCUAGGCUGUGCUGGAACUGCUGAACUGAAAAGCAGGUCUACUCUGUCUUCUAGCGUCACACCAGCACAACCAUCAGCACUGUGCUUUCUCAGAUCACUCGCAAUGCUGCAGUAAGGCCGGAAGUGCAGGACACAACCAUCAGCAACUGCGGCGGUUCCACGUUUCUUCCACGUGUGAUAAAUCGUCCAAGGAUGGUUCCAACACGCCCGGAUCCGGUUCGGGCGGCUCGUCAGCGUCUAGUUCCGGUGGCAGUGGUAAAGAUGGCAAUGGUAAAGAACCACCGAAUAAAAAGAACGUUUUGUCCUGCCCAAAGUGUGGUGAUCCCUGCACACACGUGGAAACCUUUGUCAGUUCCACGAGGUUCGUAAAGUGCGAAAAAUGUCAUCACUUUUUCGUGGUGUUAAGCGAAGUUGACUCCAAGAAAACCAUCAAGGACACAGAAGCCAAGGGCCAACGGAAGCCACCUCCGCCGCCGAAGAAAAUCAUGGAAUACCUCGAUAGGCACGUUGUCGGCCAAGAGCUGGCCAAAAAAGUCCUCUCCGUGGCUGUGUACAACCAUUACAAGCGAAUCUAUCACAAUCUGCCACCGCCGGCGAGCAGCGGAGGCCAAGGGGGAGCGCAGCAAAUAGAUGCAAUGUCCCGCAGUGGUGAUCUACUACACAUCUCCGGCAUCGGUCACACCAUGAUGAGCUCGGCCCCCUCGGAAGUGCCCCGUCCUCCGCUGGCUUCAUCCAAUGCAUCGCAAGCGCACCACCCGGGCUCGGAACUGCUCGACAAGAAGACACACGAGCUCAAGCUGGAGAAAAGUAACAUCCUGAUGCUGGGACCGACUGGUUCGGGAAAAACCCUGCUGGCGCAGACGAUUGCCAAGUGUCUGGAUGUUCCGUUUGCCAUUUGUGAUUGUACCACGCUGACGCAAGCUGGCUACGUCGGUGAGGACAUCGAAAGCGUCAUCGCCAAACUGCUACAGGAUGCCAACUACAGUGUGGAACGUGCUCAAACCGGUAUUGUGUUCUUGGACGAGGUCGAUAAGAUUGGUGCCGUCCCGGGGAUUCACCAGCUGCGGGAUGUUGGCGGUGAGGGCGUUCAACAGGGCAUGCUGAAAAUGCUUGAGGGUACCAUUGUGAACGUGCCGGAGCGAAAUUCCCCGCGGAAACUGCGGGGCGAAACGGUCCAGGUCGACACUACCAAUAUUCUGUUCGUGGCAUCCGGAGCGUACACGGGACUGGAUCGGUUGAUCGCCAGGCGGCUGAAUGAGAAGUAUCUGGGCUUCGGCAUGCCGGCUAGCUCCUCCGAAGGCCGUCGUGCAGCUCAAGCUUCGGCCGCACCGAUGGACAACGACCAGGUCGAACGCGAUGCCAACCUAAGGAAAGUGCAAGCCAAGGAUUUGGUGGAAUUCGGAAUGAUUCCUGAAUUUGUCGGUCGCUUCCCGGUGCUCGUUCCGUUCCACAGCCUAGAUGUGGACAUGUUGGUGCGUAUCUUGACCGAGCCGCGUAACGCCCUGGUGCCACAGUACAAAGCCCUGCUGGGUAUGGAUCAGGUGGAGCUCACCUUUGCCGAAGCAGCCCUGAAGCAGAUCGCACAGCUGGCGAUGGAAAGACAAACCGGUGCCCGUGGGCUGAGAGCCAUCAUGGAAACGCUCCUGCUCGAACCGAUGUUCGAAGUGCCCGGAUCGGAUGUGAAGACCGUUCACAUUACGGAGGACUGCGUUCGGGGCCAAACCGAACCGGUCUACAUCCGUCGGAACCAGUCGAACUCGGCCAGCAGUGGACCGGAUUCGCCCAACAGUAACAGCACGUCCCAGGCCUCCGAGGAGGAAGAGAACACCAAGCUGCGCGUCAAGCAGUAAGCAAGUGGGGGGGGAGGGGCCACCACCACCUGUGAUAAGAACACGCACGCACAUCCCGGCAACAUACAGGUAGGAAGCUUAUAUUUCUAUAGAUCAACAACAUAUUUCUUUUCCGCAUGUGCGUCGUUUUGGCUGGUUGCGAUCGUUACAAAUAGUACGAUCGAGGGAUAAAAAAAAACCUUUGAAAAUAGUGCAAAAAACAUGUGUAAAUAGUUUGCGACUUGACCCCAAACCUGCGCAGUUUCGGGCAUACAGCAGAGAAAAAGUAUAAAAAAAACUGCAACUGAAAUUUUAGUUAUGUAUGAACGGAUGCAAAAGAAAAGCUAAAAUCAUCAACGGAAAUCCGUUAAUUAGUGGUGUUAGGUUCCUUUUUGAGAGCGAGAGAGAAGAAAAACAGAGCGAGUGCGAGACGUUAUUUUUAUCCUUUCCUCUUUCACCCGUGUUCGUGACAAAACGGCGAAUUGUGAUGUUUUCUUGGUCAUCCAAACGUUCCUUCGUAUCUUAUGUCAACCUCUCCGAUCUUGUUCCGAAUUCGAUUUUAGAAUACCCGCUCCUGUCGUUUCUGAUAUGUGUUAUUAUCCGUCUCGUGUUAUCUGUAGUCCCCGGAUACGAUUGACAAAAGGGAUACUAAUCAUUGUGUAAAAAUGUAUUCCGUUAAUCCCUCCUUUCCCUAACCUUUUCGCCUAACUAGCUCAUAGGAUGUUGAAAAAAAAAUCAAGUGAGUGAAUGGACUCCUAGAGGGAGCCAGAGUGUAAAUAAUUAAUCUUUGCUGCUUAAAUGUUAGUACGUACGAAGUAAAUUUGCAUUAACGACAAAGAGAAUGAAGUGAACUAUAUAAAUAGGCUAGUGGUAGAUAAAUCAAUUCUCUCGUGAAAAGUGAAUAUAUAUUCGAAUUGUUUCGAAACA
Messenger RNA from Aedes albopictus (Asian tiger mosquito), 3060 nucleotides. It is a transcript of the gene ClpX, whose product is annotated as ATP-dependent Clp protease ATP-binding subunit clpX-like, mitochondrial. The record is from RefSeq and is a predicted model, not a curated record. Gene Ontology annotation, molecular function: protein dimerization activity; ATP-dependent protein folding chaperone; ATP binding. Lineage: Eukaryota; Metazoa; Arthropoda; Insecta; Diptera; Culicidae. Gene Ontology annotation, cellular component: mitochondrial matrix. Gene Ontology annotation, biological process: protein folding.